GAGUAACUAACUAAAAGUAAGCAGCAGGCAGGCCCAUAGAAUGGAAGCUGGCUUGGAUGAUUGUAACAUGAAAAGAGUGGCCGGCAAUACCGCCGAUAAUCUGCCCAAUUACAUUUACACCAACAACGUUACAUUCAUUCAUCAUUCUCAUUUCAAUCAAACAUCUCUCUUUCCCACGUUUGUUUUGUAACUAACCACUGUCUGUCAUAUCACAGCAGGCUCCACCUUCCUACUACUUCCAACCUGGCACAACACACCACACUUUUACACACCACCACUACUCUUUUGCUUUUCUCUCUAUAUAUAAACUACUACAUACUAUAACCGCUUUACCUUAAACCCACCAUCUCUCACAUUUUUCUCUUCAUUCACAUUCUCCUUUACCAAAAUCCAAACAUGUCUCACGAUGAGUCCUCACCAAACCAAACAACACCACAAGACUCACUACUUGUUGAAACUGAUGUAAAUGUUCCACAGCCUGAAAAAACAGCUAUCAUUCCCUUAGAGUCAGAGCAAGAAGAUUCACACCCUGAACCUCAGGAGAAGAACAAAAACAACAACAACCCUGUUGUUGAAACUGUCACUCUUCAGACUCAUUUCUCCAAACCCGAUACCGAUUCUGCUGAUACCUUCAAAGAAGAACAAACUACCAAAACUUCUGAAUCUGAUCUUUCUCAAAAUGAAAACAAGCCACUCCAAGAGCUUAAGAAUCUCAUUCAACAAGCACUCAAUAACCAUGAAUUCUCUUCUCCUUCGCCCAUAAAAGAAGAAAAACCAUCCACCACCACCGUUGCUGCUGCACCUGAAAAUGCUACCCCUGCAGAAGAACCUGCACAACCAAAGGUGGAGGAGGAAGUUGAAACCAAGAAAGAGGAAGAAAAAGAACAGCAAGAAGAAGAAGUGAAGGAAACUGUGCAGGUAGCUUCUGUGGAUGAUGAUGAUGGAGCAAAAACUGUGGAAGCUAUUGAAGAAAGCGUCGUUAACAUUGCGGUUUCUUCCUCUGUUCCUGCUGAGCAUGAACAAUCUGUUGCAGAGAAAGUUGAAGCUUCAUUGCCAUUAGCACCCGAAGAAGUAACCAUUUAUGGCAUACCACUCCUUGCAGAUGAAAGAACUGACGUGAUUCUUACGAAAUUUCUUCGUGCAAGAGAUUUUAAGGCGAAAGAGGCUUUCACAAUGAUCAAGAACACAAUUCUCUGGAGAAAAGAAUUUGGAAUAGAGGAGUUGAUGGAUGAGAAAUUUGGUGAUGAAUUGGAGAAAGUUGUUUACAUGCAUGGAUUUGAUAAGGAAGGUCACCCUGUGUGUUAUAACAUAUAUGGUGAAUUUCAGAAUAAGGAAUUGUAUAAGAAGUGUUUUUCUGACGAGGAGAAGAGACAGAAUUUCCUUAGAUGGAGAAUUCAGUUCCUUGAGAAGAGUAUUAGGAAUUUGGAUUUUAACAAUGCUGGUAUUUGCACUAUUGUUCAGGUGAAUGAUCUUAAGGAUUCUCCUGGACCUGCUAAAUGGGAGCUUAGACAAGCAACCAAACAAGCCCUUCAAUUGCUUCAAGACAAUUAUCCUGAAUUUGUGGCUAAACAGGUGUUCAUCAAUGUGCCAUGGUGGUAUUUGGCUGUGAAUAGGAUGAUAAGUCCUUUCCUUACACAGAGAACCAAAAGCAAGUUUGUUUUUGCUGGUCCUUCCAAAUCAACUGAGACCCUUUUGAGCUACAUAGCUCCAGAGCAACUCUCUGUGAAGUAUGGUGGAUUAAGCAAAGAUGGUGAAUUUGGAAAUUCAGAUGCUGUUACUGAGAUCACAAUAAAGCCAGCAUCAAAACAUACUGUUGAAUUUCCUGUUACUGAGAAAUGUUUACUGUCUUGGGAGGUGAGAGUAAUAGGGUGGGAGGUGAACUAUGGUGCAGAAUUUGUACCAAGUAAUGAAGAAAGCUACACAGUAAUUGUUCAAAAGGCUAGAAAAGUGACUUCAUCAGAAGAACCAGUGCUUUGCAACAGUUUUAAAAUUGGUGAACCUGGGAAAGUUGUUCUUACCAUUGACAACACAAGUUCUAGGAAGAAAAAGCUCUUGUACCGUUUGAAGACCAAGUCUUCACUCUUUGACUGAGAAAAAUGAUUAUGUAUGCACAAGUGCAGGACUUGAAUUGUUUUGUUUGCUUACUUUUUAAUUCUUGCUUCAACUUUUAUUAUCACCAAGGAUCUUCAAAUUGAAACUUUCCUGUUGUUCAUAUCAAUAUAAAGUUUUUUAUAUCUUAUAAUUUUGAUGAUA
Molecule: messenger RNA, 2253 nt
Organism: Trifolium pratense (red clover)
Lineage: Eukaryota; Viridiplantae; Streptophyta; Magnoliopsida; Fabales; Fabaceae
Product: patellin-3-like
Exons: 4
Coding region: 397-2091 (564 amino acids)
Molecular function (GO): lipid binding
Source: RefSeq, a predicted model, not a curated record